CUUGGCUGUAGCUUGCAAAUCUAGACAACAACAACAACAACAACCAAAGCUGCAAUAAGACACACUCCUCUUUAACCUUCAUCUUUAAUUCAGCAGCUUGUAACAAAGCUUUAACAGCAAAAAGUGCAAUCGCUCGGGUGAGUAGGCAAAGCAAGAACAACGGCAACUACAGCCAAAGAAUGAUAGCAAAUACACCAGAGAAAGACGGUGCUCCUCAACAUCAGCCACACGAUAUCGUUGAUACUGGCGCUACAACUUCGACAACGAUGGCAGAGUACGCUGUUACAGGAAGAUCAUCCAAGGCCAGUAGUAGCAGUCUUCGUGAAUCCAUUGAUUAUAAAAAGAAUCACGAUUUAAACCAGCAUAGCAUUGGCAUAAGCGAGUACGAGACCGACGAGAAAGUGGCCACAGAAGAAUAUGAACCAGAGGAAGGCAAAACAAGAAAGAAGUUCAGUUACUCCCAGUUUUAUAACCGUCAUAUCCGGUGGUUUCAUCUCGGCAUGUUCCUCAUCUUCACUGGUUAUCUUGCUGCUGCAUUUGCAUUGCAAGUGCCAAAGGGUUACGAUCAAGAAAACCUGGUUCUCGGGUUGAUUUAUGCCUUCUUUACUCUGUACAUCAUAUUCCAGCAUAUUCCUAUCAGCAUCAUUGUCGACCCAUUCCUCAAGGCUGUCGCUUUUGUCGGAAAGCCUGUCAUGCGACUUAGUCGACGGAUCCGAGGAGCACUUUACGCUGGUAGUGUCAUGGCUCUCAUCAUUGUGGUCGUUUUUGCCAUGCCCGAGACCGAAAACUCGAAUCGACUCCAGCGACUGAUUGGUCUUGUUGGAUUGGUUUUUUUCCUUGGCGGUACUUUUGCUUCUUCCAAGCAUCGUAGUCAGAUCAACUGGAAUACCGUCUCUGGAGGCAUUUUGCUUCAAUUUCUUUUAGGGUUGUUCGUGUUUAAGUCCUCGGCUGGUCAUGAUCUGUUCCAAUGGCUUGCCGAGUUUGCCGAAGGCUUCUUGAGCAAAGCAUGGCAUGGUACAUCGUUUGUCUUUGGUGAAGACGUUGCCAAUUCUGGCAUUUUCUUCAUGAGCGUCGUGCCCACUGUCAUCUUCUUUGCUGCUGUUGUCCAAAUGCUCUACUAUAUCAAUGCUUUGCCAUGGCUUUUGUCGCACGCUGCUCGAAUAUUUAUCAAAGUCUUGGGUGUUUCAGGAGCUGAAGCAGUUGUUGCUAUUGGAUCGUGCUUCCUUGGUCAAACAGAGGCGCCUCUGUUGGUCAGACCUGUUUUUCCAAGUAUGACCAAGUCCGAGAUCCACCAAGCCAUGACAUGCGGAUUUGCCACAAUCUCUGGUAGUGUCUUGUUCGCCUAUAUUGCCAUGGGCGUAUCAGGUCAAGCUCUGAUCACCUCGUCCAUCAUGUCGAUCCCAUGUUCCCUCGCUGUUUCUAAACUGCGCUAUCCGGAAGUUGAAGAGUCUGUUACAAAGAAAGCUGACAGCAAAAUUGUUGUUGAAGGCGAUACCGAGUCGUACAACUUGCUUCAUGCAGCUAGCACGGGUGCUGGUCUUGGUAUCAAAAUUUCUUUGUUGAUCGUUGCCAACCUAAUUGCCAUCCUUGCUCUGCUGUAUGCUUUUAACGCUUUUUUGACCUGGGCCGGUAACUUUUUGACGAUUCAAAACCUUACUUUGGAUCUCGUCACCGGAUAUGUGUUUGUGCCCCUUGCUUGGUUGAUUGGUGCCGACAAUGCCGAUCUGGUACCUGUCGGUCGCUUGAUGGCACUCAAAAUAUGGGCAAACGAGUUUGUCGCUUAUAAUGAAAUGCAGACCGUCUAUCUUGAUGUGAUAUCAUACCGAUCGCAACUCGUAGCAACUUAUGCGCUCUGUGGCUUUGCUAAUUUUAGUUCGAUUGGUAUUCAGCUGGGUGGUCUUGGUGCCAUCGCUCCCAAGCGAACUGGUGAAAUUGCCGAGUUGGCUAUCUCUUCCUUGAUCUGCGGUAGUAUCUGCACAUGGGUUUCAGCUUGCUUUGCAGGCAUGCUUUUGUAAAACAUAACGGUACCUCCUAAUGCAUAUGUUUCCUUCCUCCUUAUCUUUCCGUACAUAUAGCUCAUUAUGUAUAGCAAAAUGCAAUACAAUAUAAUUUUUUUGUAAGAGUAAUAAAUAUAUUAAAGUAAUAAUUUGUAGC
Molecule: messenger RNA, 2154 nt
Organism: Zychaea mexicana
Lineage: Eukaryota; Fungi; Mucoromycota; Mucoromycetes; Mucorales; Lichtheimiaceae
Product: Na+ dependent nucleoside transporter C-terminus-domain-containing protein
Exons: 5
Coding region: 180-2015 (611 amino acids)
Biological process (GO): nucleoside transmembrane transport
Cellular component (GO): membrane
Molecular function (GO): nucleoside transmembrane transporter activity; symporter activity
Source: RefSeq, a predicted model, not a curated record